Messenger RNA from Papaver somniferum (opium poppy), 1985 nucleotides. Its product is annotated as chromatin assembly factor 1 subunit FAS2-like. Gene Ontology annotation, biological process: nucleosome assembly; DNA replication-dependent chromatin assembly. The record is from RefSeq and is a predicted model, not a curated record. Gene Ontology annotation, molecular function: protein binding. The transcript has 12 exons. Gene Ontology annotation, cellular component: CAF-1 complex; nucleus. The coding region runs from base 236 to 1624 and encodes 462 amino acids. NCBI's taxonomy places the organism in Eukaryota, Viridiplantae, Streptophyta, Magnoliopsida, Ranunculales, Papaveraceae.
AAAGCGUAUUUUUUCCUUUGGAGAAUGAUUUUUGCCUUGGCAAUGUUCUGAAAAACAGUCAGUCGUGGGUUUAUGAGAAAGAGAGAUAUAAUUUGGGAAUGACCUAGGCUAUUUCCCGCCUACAAAGCAAUUGGCGCCAAAAGAAAACCCCAAUCCUUCAUCUACUCAUUAUUAUUUGGCAAUACAAAAUUUGUUCUGAAAUUCUAAUUUUCUGCUCACAACCCUAACUCGAAGAAUGAGGGGUGGAACUGUUCAGAUCAAUUGGCAUGAUACCAAACCCGUUCUAACCCUAGAUUUUCAUCCUAAAUCUGGACUCCUCGCCACUGGUGGUGCCGAUUUCGAUAUCAAGCUGUGGCAAAUAAAUCCAUCGGAAGGGGAAAAUAAAGGUCCAACUGCUUCUUAUCAAAGUAGCCUUACUUACCAUGGCUCCGCUGUCAACGUGUUACGCUUUUCUCCAUCUGGAGGAUUACUCGCUUCUGGUGCGGAUGGAGGUGAGCUUAUCAUAUGGAAGCUACACCCAACUGAUGUUGGCCAAACGUGGAAAGUGCUAAAAUCUUUAUCGUUUCACCGCAAGGAUGUCUUGGACAUGGAGUGGUCUACUGAUGAUGCACAUCUUAUUACUGGAUCUGUCGACAAUUCCUGCAUCAUAUGGGAUGUCUGUAAAGGUUCUGUUCAUCAGAUUUUGGAUGGUCAUUUGCAUUAUGUUCAAGGAGUUUCAUGGGAUCCCUUGGGUCACUAUGUUGCUUCCCUCAGUUCGGAUAGAACUUGCCGUAUCUAUGGAAAUAAGCCUCUAACUACAUCAAAAGGUCUCAAGACAUCAAAUUAUGCAGCUCAGCAUGUUAUUACAAAGGCUGAACAACAACUUCCAGCUGAUUCUAAGAUUUUGUCAACUAAAACCCAUCUCUUUCAUGACGAGACAUUGCCAUCCUUCUUUCGGAGAUUAGCUUGGUCUCCUGAUGGAUCUUUUUUGGUGGUGCCUGCAGGGUCUUACAAAUUCUCUUCUACAUCUGACUCAGUAAAUACUGCAUACAUAUUUUCAAGAAAAGAUCUUUCGAGGCCUGCUUUACAGCUCCCUGCAUCAGGAAAACCCGUUAUUGCAGUACGCUUUUGCCCCAUUGUUUUUAGCCUAAGGGCACACAAAUCAGCAGGCGAAUUUUUUAAGCUCCCAUAUCGAUAUGUUUUUGCCGUGGCCACGUUGAACUCUUUAUACAUCUACGACACAGAGAGUGUUCCUCCUAUUGCAAUUUUUGCUGGCCUUCAUUAUGCAGCCAUAACAGACAUUUCAUGGUCACCUGAUGCCAAAUAUCUAGCAUUGUCCUCUCAAGAUGGUUAUUGCACUCUUGUAGAAUUUGAUCGGGAUGAUCUUGGUUCACCUUUCACCAUUUCAGCUGAGAAGGCCAAGGACGAAAUCAAGAAUCCAGUUGAUCAGGUCCCCACUGAAGUGAUCAAUACAACUAGUACUGAUGUUGAAGCAGAGUCCAAAGCUGAAGCAGAGUCCAAAGCUGACAGAAAUAAAAAAGAAACAGAAGCAAGUGAAGGGAAAGCAUCGCCCAACCCUGUUAGUGUUCCAGUUUCAAAUAAACCUGCCAAGAGGCGGAUAACUCCCAUGGCUAUUGAUCCAUGAACUAAGGGUAACAACAGAGCCGGUCCAGAGCUGGUGCAGAGUGUGCGACGCACAAGGCCCGACUCAGGGGAAAGCCACGUUCUUACUUAUUAUUAGGGCCUUUUCUCCAAGCCCAAAUGCUUUUUACUCUAUCUAUUUAGGGUUUUCUUUUUACGUGUUGGAAAAAUAUAAAUUUACUAUGAGGCUUUUUGGGGAAUCCUGUUUUAGGGCAUACCUACUGGGGCAUACUUAACAAGGACAAAAAUGGAUUGCAGAUAGUAAAUUCAAAAUUAGUAUUAGUGUUAAUAAUAAUGAUUAGUUGUUAAUAAUCUUAAUUAGUAAUUAAUAUUAAUAAUUAGUGAUUAAGAUAAUUUAAGUUAUA